GGUCACAAUAUAAAUUCAAUAGGUUUGCACUGUUUGCACAGUAUUUAAAAAAAAUAUAUAAAUCACGUUAUCCGCAAUUUUAUACUAAAAUGCAACUGUUUUUAAACGCAUCCGUUCGGCUGUCAUUGUCAAAAUAUAGAGGUUGUGUGUUGUAUUUAUAUUUUAAUCUUGUUGGCAUAUUGCUUUGCUGAAGCUGCUAUGCAACAAUUUUACUUUAUUUUAUAGCUCAUUGUAUUUGUUAACUGUUAUAUUAGUAACAAUUGGGGUAUAAGAGAAGUCGCCGUGAUGGCCAUGGCGCAUUCGUGUCGCUGUUGUCUCCGGUGUCCUCCGGACAUGGACCUUACGACGCCGUACAUACAUCUCGGCAAAACGGAGAUUUACAUUGAGAUGUUAAAAGACUGCUUCGAUUUACAGCUUACGCUGGGCGGCUCGGGCUCAUGCGGCAUCUGCUCGGCGUGCGUGGGCCGCCUGCGAGACGCGAGCGACUUCAAGCUGCAAGUGCAGCGCAGCCAGGCGAUGCUGCGGGAAGCUGUGUUUAUAAAAGAGGAACCUGUCAAGAUUGAGAUAGCUGUUGAUGUCCCAGUAGAAGAAGACACUGAGUUUGAUGAACAGCCUGUACAAAAAACAGAGGUCAACGAAGAUGAGACGGGGGAAGUUUUGGAUGAAGAUCCUCUAGUGAAGCCAGAGACGUCGGGUAAUGCGAUGAUGGAGGAUUUAUCAAAGACAGGCGAGUACUCGUAUUUUAUACUAAGAUUUAAUUUGUUUUAGGAUUUCUCUAAUACUCCCAGUAUUACUGCCAUGUUGAGAGAGUGCAACAUUAGCACAAACUGUAAUAGAUAACUAGAGUAACUUACACGCGGUGCACAAAAAUAACUGCAUUCCAUACUGAGCAACUUUUACUUUGGGACCAACCACGAAAUCGUGGAAAAAAUUUUACC
Messenger RNA from Cydia fagiglandana, 938 nucleotides. RefSeq lists its product as uncharacterized. NCBI's taxonomy places the organism in Eukaryota, Metazoa, Arthropoda, Insecta, Lepidoptera, Tortricidae. The transcript is spliced from 4 exons. The record is from RefSeq and is a predicted model, not a curated record. Gene Ontology annotation, molecular function: zinc ion binding. Gene Ontology annotation, cellular component: nucleus. The coding region runs from base 286 to 768 and encodes 160 amino acids.